This is a messenger RNA of Drosophila sulfurigaster albostrigata, 7258 nucleotides long. RefSeq names its product sialoadhesin (gene side). Bases 2424 to 5579 code for a protein of 1051 amino acids. The transcript has 18 exons. NCBI's taxonomy places the organism in Eukaryota, Metazoa, Arthropoda, Insecta, Diptera, Drosophilidae. The record is from RefSeq and is a predicted model, not a curated record. Gene Ontology annotation, molecular function: protein binding.
UUGCCUUGCAACCUCGUCCGUUUGGUUGGACCCGCAACAUUUCGGUUCGAUUGGCCGCUCGAUCUGGUUGGCUGCGCCUUGCGACCGAGUUCAGUUCAGUCUCUCAUUCGCCUCUCGUAUUCGCUGUUGUCCGGACACGUGCGCGCUUGAACAUUAUUGUCGGUUUCUCGCCCUAGUGUGCGCAGAGUUCCCGUUAUAAUAAUACACAACAACUCCAAUCUCGUUUCGAUUGGGAAUUGUUUGGCAAUAAAAUACGCAUACAAGUGAUAUGAAAUCUAUCAAAGUUUCUGUGCAAUUAUCGAUGCCGAUUUGCCGCGCUUUAUUUUGUGCGUAAACUGCAAAAGCAAAAGAAAAGGAAACGAAACGAAAAACAAAUUUGAUAAGCGACUCGCAAUUUAUGCGCUAAUUAGGCAAAAGGCAAAAACAAGUGCGUGAGCCCCUCUCCCCCCACAAUCCACCCAUCGAAUUGUUGUUUUGCUGGAUGCUGCGCAGCCGACGCAGCAGCAGAAAGGUGCGUGCAAAGCAGCGACGCCAACUGCGACGCUUCUCGAACCUAGCCGGUUACAGUGCGUGCGAAUAGUCGUUGCCCGGGCAGCGACAAACGAAUGGGAAAAGCGGAAGGGGAAAGGGACAGCGACAGCGACAGUUGUCGCGCACUGUUGUUGUCGUAAUUUCGCGUUAAAAUAAACACGCAAGAAACACACAUACAAAAAAAUAAAAGAACGAGAAGAAGAAGACACACAAAAACCGUAAGAAGCUGCUCAAAGAGCAACAACAACAGCAAAGGAAAGUGCAGAAAAAUCAAAUAAGAAUUGAAAUUUAGGCCAAAAGCGGAUUACAAGAAUUGUUGCUGGCAACAACAACAACCACAACAACAACAACAGUAACAACUACAAGGAGAAGAAGAAGAGGAAGCUGAACAGCCGCAAGCAUAAAAGGAAAAAAUUUCAUCCUAACAAAAGCAACAACUUUGCGCCUCGCUUUGUGCGUACGUGUGCGUGCGUGUGUGUGUGUGUGUGCGUGUCCAUAUCCGUGUUCGAAUUCGCGCGUGUGUGAGUGUUUAAAGUGAAUUGCAAAAAAGUGAGAAGAAGCAAAAAUACAAAAUACCAAAAUAUCGAAACAUAAAUAACAACAACACGACCUCACAAGUGUGCGAGCGAGCGAGAUAGCUAGCUGCAAAUAAUUCAUAUGGAAAUUGGCGUAUGUCAUGCUGGCUCAUUAAUGUGCUUCAGUAUUUAACAGUUGACCCCCCAACCCCCCUCUCUCGAUACACUUCCCUGAACCUUGUUGCGUGCAGGUCAUCAAUUAAUUUGCUGCCAACGACAGCAACCAGCAGCAGCAGCAGCAACAACAACAACAGCGAUUGCCGCAAUCAUUUUCGCACUUUAAACGUCAGCAACAACAAUAAGCAGUGUAAAUAAAAGCCGCCUCAAAAGCUCGAACAAAAAAGAAAAACACAAGAGAGAAAAAGAACAAAAAAUUAAUGACACUUUGACGCGCUGUGGUUUCAGUUGUAUCUUGUAUCUGUAAGAUACAAAACCCCCAACCUCAGUCUCAGCCUCUUUGCCCCGCCCACACACUCCACCCACAAUCGAGAUAGCGGCCGCGUGCUGUCAUAAUUUAUCACAAUUGUCAUCUGGUCGUCGUCCAGUGAAAGUGCAUCCACAAGAUACACAGAAGAGCUGAAGCUACAAGAUACAAAUUGCUUAUGAAGACUUUCCCUUAUGCGGGUCAGUGCGUUAGAACAAUAAUAAUGCUGCGUCCAACGAGUGCAAACACAAAACAAAAGAGAUAGAAAGAGAGUUAAAAAGAGAAAAAGAGAGAGAAGAUAGAGGAAAAAGUCAAGUUUACUUUUAUUAUUUUUCCUGCUUGUGCACAAAAUACAAACAUAAUAAAAAAUAAACUCGCAAGCUGAAACUCAAACUUACCCUGCACUUGGAUUACUGAGAGCAGCAUCAGCAUCAGCAUCAGAAGCAGCAGCAAGGACUUCCAGCAAGGAUACUUUUGGGCAAUAAAAGUGCAAAUAAACAUGUAAAAGGACAUUAAGAUGCCAAUGAAAGGAGAGGACACAUGCCACAUACUCCAGUUGAAAUGUGCUUUUUAUGUGCGCAACUCUGCAAAGUCAAAGCCAACUAAAGGCUCGCUGGCGCUUCAUUAAAGUCAAAAGCGGAAGCGGAAACGGAAAUAGCCAACAACGAACAACACAAUACGCAGCAGACUGCGUGUGUGUGUGUGUUUGAGUUUAUUAACAUCAGCUUCAUCAGCCACUCGGAAUUGCUGUGUUGUUGCCAUGUUUUCAGUUUCGAUUUCAGUUUCAGUUUCAUUGCUUUGACUGUGUUUCAUUUUUUUUUUCUGCGGGCCAAAUUCGAAGCUCUCUCGCUGCACAUAAAUGACGAGGCGUCUCUGCGUUCGAGCACAACGCAAUGACAGCCAUGCAGUUUUUAAUAACAGCACCACACGAAAUACCAACAACAACAACAACAACAGCAAACAUGCAACCAACCACAGCAACAACUACAACGACAACAACAUCACGGACAUAUGGACAACGGCAACAACAGCACAACACACAUCGAAAAUCACGCAGAAGGUGCACGUUGCUGUUGUCCCAGUUGAUGUUGCCACUGCCACAGACGACGUCGCUGCAGUUGCCACUGUUGCCACUGCGAUUGCGCUUGGAUCUGGACACUGGCAAAACGGUUUCAAUAGUCUGCCUUGUGCUGUUGUCGCUGCUCUGCCUGCUGCCAGCGAGCACGUUGGCAGAGGAGGAGUCACAGGAUUUCCAAAAGAACAUACCCGCACGUCUGGUUUGGGCCGCAACUGGGAAGACCGUCGAUCUGCCCUGCGAUUUGACGCCGCCAACGCCGCAGGAUUCGGUGAAGUUGCUGCUUUGGUUCAAGGAUACCACCGGCAUACCGUUGUACAGUCUGGACUCACGAGGUGGCAACGUAAAGUUGGCGCCACAUGCGGCCAUAGCUAGCGAUCUGGGUCAACGUUUGUUCUUUAGCAUCGGCGACAAUCCCAAGGAUUCGCGCCUACAGAUUAAGGAUGUCAAGCCCGAGGAUGGCGGCGUCUAUCGCUGUCGCAUCGAUUUCUUCAACUCGCCCACUCGCAACUUCAGGCACAAUCUGACUUUAGUCGUGCCGCCUGAGGAGCCGCGUAUCUUUGAUGCGCAGGGAAAGGAAAUCUCACAGAUGGCGGGACCAUUCCGCGAGGGUUACGAGCUCUUUCUUUGCUGUCAAGUGCGGGGCGGUCGACCCCCGCCCAAGGUCACCUGGUGGCGAGAUGGCAACGAGCUCAUCGGCACCAGCCACACGUCCGUCGAGGAGGGUGCCACGGUCAUGGUGAAUCAGCUGCUCAUUGGCACCACAACACGAGACUAUUAUGGGGCGCGCAUCGAGUGCCGAGCACAAGGCACGCGACUGCUGGAGCCUGUUGUCAAGGAUGUGACCGUGCAGGUGCAUCUGAAACCCAUUCGAGUGAAGAUAUUGACGCCCAAUGAUCUGCUCACAGCUGGACAUCCGAUGGCCAUUCGCUGCGAAUCGUGGGGUUCGUAUCCAGCGGCCAAAAUUGCCUGGCUCUUGGAUGGUGAGCCCAUCCGCAAUGCUGAGGUCACCCUACACAGUGACAAAGAGGAUGCGAAUAUCACGACGAGCAUUCUCACGCUGAAGGUGACUUCGGAGAACGACAAUGCGGAGCUGACGUGUCGCGCUACGAAUCCCUGGUUCUCUGGCGGCGCCAUCGAGGACAAACGUAUCAUACGUGUGGCAUAUCCGCCCACCGUGUCGGUGCAUUUGGCCAACGAGGAUCCCAGUCGUAUGGUUACACGUGCCGAGGGCCAAAAUGUCACGUUCAAGUGCCGUGCUGAUGCGAGGCCUCCGGUCACCAGCUACUCCUGGUUCAAGAACGGCAUGCGUAUGUCUGGCGAGAGCACGGAAAUCAUGCACUUGACACAGCUGGAGCGGGAGAGCGCAGGAGCGUAUGCUUGCGGGGCAACGAACACCGAGGGGGAGACGCGCAGCUCGAGUCUCACACUAAAAGUGCAGUUCUCGCCGCGUUGUAAACCAGGCACAGAGCAAACCUCGAUUGGAGCCAUCAACAUGCACUCGAUACAGGUCAAAUGCGAGGUGGACGCCGAUCCGCCCGAGUCGGUGAGAUUCAGUUGGACCUACAACAAUACACGCAACGUGUCGCCGGUGCUCAACUCAAGGAUACAAUCGAAUGGCCUCACCAGCACUAUGACGUAUCUGCCGCAAACCGACUCCGAGCUAAUAACUCUAGCCUGCUGGGCCAGCAAUGUGGUUGGCAGACAGACGGCGCCAUGUCUCGUCCACAUAUUGCCAGCAAAUGCACCCGAGGCACCCAAGGCCUGUGAACUCCGCAACGAUACCGUCCUCGAGGUGGUCUGUGUCGCUGGCAGCGAUGGCGGACUCUCGCAGUACUUUAUGCUCGAGGUGGUGGGCGGCGAUUUGCUUUAUGCCAGCGAAUCAUCAUCGGCUGGCAACCGAGGCGGGCAAUUCGGUGAAACGCUGGGCAAUGCGGACAAUGAGAUAUCCACGUUGAAUGAUCAGGCUACAUCUGCACCCAUCUUUCGAAUGCAGGAGAACAGUCCACAAUUUCGUUUGAAUAAUUUAGAGCCGGGACGUGAAUAUCAAUUUUUAGUUUAUGCCGUUAACGCCAAGGGACGCAGCGAGCCGCCGGUGGUGAUUGAACGUGUGCGCGUGGCUGCACAACUGGGACCAUAUGAUGAAUCCAUACUCUCGGAGGAUCCGACGCCCGCGGAAACCACGCAUCAUGUGGGCGGCGGCAUCGUUGGUGGCAACGGCAAGGGAGGCGGCGUUGGGGGCGGCGGCGGCGGUCUUUCGUCGGUUGGCGUCGGCGCUGGCGCCAGCAUUGGCAGCGGACCGGAGAAGCAAUCGACGCUGCUGAUACUCGCCGCCGUUGUGGCGAUAGGCGUCGUCAUUGUGACGUCAAUUAUCGUGGCCGGCAUCGUUGUUGUCUGUCGGCAUCGGCCGCGGCCACCUGAGCCGCAGGAAGUGCGCAAGAGCAUGCGGCCGGCGCGCAACGAUGUGCCCUCGAUGUACAUUGAGGAGGACGAGCUGAACGAGCUGGAGGAGGGCGGCGGAAGAGCGGCGGAGAUACGAGCGCGCAUCACUCCGCAUCAGGCCACAUCGCAUCUGUGUGGCGGUGGCGUUGGUCCGGGCGGUGUUGCCCCGCUGGGCGGUCCAGGUGCCAUUGUGGGCGUGGCCGGGCCGCAUCAUUACAUCUCCGAGAGCUUCAUACAGUACGCGCAGCCCAGUCUAAACGGCGAUGUGCUGCUACCUUUGCUUGUUACAGCCACAGCGAGUCAGCCGAGCAGCCAUCGUCGUUACCAUCGUAGUGCUGCCUCAGCUGCCACAAUGUCGGACGUGGUCGUGGCCAUGCCACAGCCAGUUGCAGCCAAGCUUUGUGCAACAGCUGCCAAUGCGGCCGAUGCAUCCGCCGUCGUCGCCGCCGCCGCCUGGCCACCCAAAUACCCGGAUCUGAUAUUACCGCGCGGCGAAUUGGAAUUUACGACUCUGGAUCCCACGCUGAAGUAAUUGUAAAAAGUAAUAAUAUCUACCACACACACACAUACAAACACACAUAAUCCCUUCAUCCCUGGAUCUGGAAUUCGCAGCCCUGGUUCACGCUGAUGCACUACGAGCAAGAACAACAGAGCAUCAUCGUAAUUCACGGGCGUUUCAUUUUAUCGUACAUAGCUGUAAAUUUUUAGCAUAAAUUUAAAUGUAUUAAUGUCGAAAGGUAUAACAUAAGUGCAUCCUCUAUGCAUAUAUCCUUGUCUGCGUGCGCCGAAACAACCGAAAAAUUUAUAUAUAUAUACACAACAGCAAAUUGAAAUCAAAGUGGAAAUGGUAAGGGAAAAAUAGCAAUGAACAAAAAUAAGUCUGCCUUUGCCGUGCUCUAAUCGAAAAAAUAACUGAAAUCAAAAAGUGAAUUUUGUAAAUAUCAUUACACACACAUACACACAUUUUAUAUAUAUAUACAUUAACACCCAUCUGCGAACAGUUGAGAAUCAAAAAGAAGAAAUAGCCUCGACAUCAAAAUGUACAUAGCAAAAAGAAAGAGGAAUGAAGAUAACCGGGCAACCAUUAAUCAAACUGCAUUUAAAUGUUGAAAUAAAAUUUAAUUAAUGAACCAUUUUAGUUUGUAAGCUAGUUGGAUAGGCGUAAAACAAGUUUAGUCGCUAGGCAAAACUAAAAUUAGACUCAAAGAGCGUAAAACCAGGACAAGAGCAUAAUUGGCAUAGCAAGUAGACUAUAAAUAAAUAGUAUAUAGAAGAAGGAGGAGGAGAGAAAGGAGUAAAUUUGUUCACGGAUGUGUGCGUAUGUGUAAUAUUCAAGAAUUUAUUACUGCAAAACUGAUAUCAAUAUUGAUUAGCCAAUACUCAGUUAACUGGCCAAGAGGCGGGCGGGGUCUAUUUGCAAUUGAAUUUAUGCAAUUUUCAUAAUAGAUUUGUGAAUAGGCAAAGUGCUGGCCAAGUUAGCAACUAUUUAUAUAUGAAUUCAUGAAUAUUCCAUUACCAUAACAAAAGCCAGGCUGGGCUGGAAAAAGUGAGCACAAAACUCUUCGCAAGUGCAUAAUGAAUAAAUGUUAAAUAAAUUACAGGCCCAAAAAUACAAAACUAAGGCAGCAGAAACCGAAACAGAAACCGAAGCAGAAACAGAAGCAGAAGCAACAACAAUAAUACGAAUUAAUUCAUUGUAUGUACAUGUUAUAAAUAAAUAACUAAAGUAACCGAGCGACUAACGAAAAACGACAUGAAAUCUUAAAUAAAAUAUAAUUCAUAUACACAAAACAUGCAUUUGGUAUACGAAUGUGAAUAUCAAAUACACAAACACACAAAAACACACACAUGAAAAACCAAAUGGCAGCCUAGCAAAAUAUACACUGCGUAUGCGUAAUAAAAUAAAUUAAAAUUAUACCAAAAAUAGAGCAGGAACCGAACCGAAACGAGUCGAAAUGAAUUGUUGGCAAACCAAAGACACAGACAGAGAAUUGAACUAUCUCCUAGGAGUAUCCAAGUAUUCUCCUCCCUUUCUCUCUCUGUCUCUUUCCUUCACAGUCGCUAUCGCUGUCGCUAUCGAUGAGUUUCGGUCUCACUCUCACUCUAAUUCUGUCUCUCUAAAACUAAACUGAUUGUUUUUAAGGCAAAAGUUAGAUUUACAAACCAAAACAAAAAUGCAAAACACAAAAAAAUGCGAAAACAAAAACAAAC